AUGACAGAAGAGGGAUUUGCUGAGGUGUUCGAGUUCCUGCACAGCAGUCGUGAGGAUUUACGCAAGAUGGCCGUACGGGGUAUUGCACAGCAAAGUAAAGACAAUGCCGAAUUGUAUCGAUUUCUCUGUUCUCCGGCCCACGGUCCGAGGAGCAUCGAUGCACUUCUGCAGUUCCUCCACGCUGGUGGUGUUCAGGUGUUGGGGGAUAUCUUAACAAUUCUCAUCAACUGUUCUGCAGAGGGCGGCUGUGCAGAGAUGCUCGUCACUCGUAAGAUUGUGCGAAAAGCCAUGCGGCUGCUCGACGGUAUUGAGAGCUCCGAUCACGAAGAUGCACUCAAGCGCAGUCUGGAGGAAAUGACACUCAUGCUGUUGAGUAAUUUGAGUGCCAGUCACAUCAGUGCGGUAGAUGAUUUACUGCAGAUGGCAGAUGAGGAUCUCCGCGGGUUUUAUUUGGGAAAACUGCAGGUCUUCUACGACCGUUUUAACACAGACGCUGAAGGAGAAGAAGAAGGGAAACAACGCGAUGAGGCGGAAGAGGAAAGAGAAGCCAAGCAGGAAACUGAAGGGAAUGCAAAUAAACCACCUGUGCGGGAUUUACAACGAUGGAUUCUGCAGAUUCUUCUUAACUUGACUCGCUCCACUAAUGGACAGGAAUUACUUAUGGAGGAUGAAGACUGGCGACGUUCACUCACACAGUGUCUGGGAUCACCAAAUGAAAGACACCGUAUGCUUGCCGCGCAGUGUUACCGCAAUUGUAGUCUUUGCAAAGAACAACACCCGGCGAUAUUGCGAGGGAACUGCGUGCGUGCGUGUUUGGAGCGGUUGUGUGAUGGUAGUGAACGUGUGCCUGAAGUGGAGUUGCUGCUGGCGGAGGUGAUAGCGGGAAUGAUGCAGUCAGAGGAGGGAAUGUUGUUUCUGGAGGAAGUAAACACGAAAAAACAUUUACAGUCCGCCAUAGCAGGGAAAAAGGUACAUGAUGAAACAGCAGAUUUUCUCUCUCGACAUGUUCUUCCACUUCUUGAUGAUGUGGUGGAUGCGUAUGUGAUUCCUGAACACGAUAACAUCGAUUAA
This is a messenger RNA of Trypanosoma theileri, 1071 nucleotides long. RefSeq lists its product as uncharacterized. The coding region runs from base 1 to 1071 and encodes 356 amino acids. The record is from RefSeq and is a predicted model, not a curated record. Lineage: Eukaryota; Euglenozoa; Kinetoplastea; Trypanosomatida; Trypanosomatidae. The transcript has a single exon.